UAUGAUUGUGUCAUACACUCAUUCAUCAUCCUUUUCAUUUUUUUCUCUCUGCUUAUAAAGAUUCCUUUUUCUCUCUCAUGUUGAUCAUCCCGUCCUCCAUAUAUUUCCCGCAUCAAUCAGACAUAGCCAAUAAUAUAGUACCAUCGAUCAAGCUCUAAGAGAAACGGUCCAACAAAAAUUGUUGUGUCAAUUGUUUAAUAAAUAGUGAGAUUCAGUGGUCGGUCGGUCUUUGGUUGGUUGGUUUUUAUUUUUUUCCUUGGCUCCCUAAAUUAGUGAAUCUUGGAUGUGAUUCUGAUUUUACAUAUAUAAUAAUAAGAAUAACAAUAAUAAACAGAGCAGCAGUAGGAGGGGGAAUGGGGAAUACAAAUGGUAGAGAAGAAGGGGAUAGUACAUCAUCUAUUGGGAAUGGGAAUGAGAAAAUAAGUCAGGCUGGUGAUUAUGAAAAUACUGGUCCAAGUGUUGGUGGUGAAAGUGAGUUUAUCGGUAUGGGUCAUUCUCCACCUCCAAGUCCUAGGGUUUCUGGUUCUCCUUUGAUGUUCACUCCUCAGGUACCUGUUGCCCCGUUACAAAGACCAGAUGAGAUGCAGUCGACCAAUUCAUGGAUGCACACCUCCUCCAGCUAUGAAGAUAUGAUGACCGAGCAAGGAAUACCGACAAUGAUUACAUGGAGCUAUGAUGGAAAUGAAGUUGCCGUGGAAGGCUCAUGGGACAAUUGGAAAAGAAGGAAGCCCUUGCAGAGAUCAGGAAAAGAUUUCAUCAUAUUAAAGGUUCUCCCUUCGGGUGUUUACCAGUAUAGAUUUCUUGUUGAUGGUCAAUGGAGGUAUUCCCCUGAUAUGCCAUGGACACAGGAUGAAGCAGGCAACACUUACAACAUCUUAGAUCUGCAGGAAUAUGUACCUGAAGACAUCCAAAGCAUUUCCGGUUUCGAACCUCCUCAGUCUCCAGAUUCCAGCUACAACAGUUUACAACUUGGAAUGGAGGACUAUGCAAAGGAGCCACCCUUGGUACCACCACAUCUCCAAAUGACACUGCUUAAUGCCCCUUCACCUCAUAUGGAGAUCCCACCUCCUUCAUCUAGACCUCAACACGUUAUUAUAAACCAUCUUUACAUGCAGAAAGGAAAGAGUAGUGACUCAGUUGUGGCCCUUGGAUCCACUCAUCGUUUCCUAUCCAAAUACGUUACAGUCGUACUCUACAAGUCUAUACAUCAAUGACAACAGCAAACCUGGCCGUUGGCACCAUUGAUGCAAGUGAAACUUUCUUUAGCAAAUUCUCAAAGUGAAGCGUCUAGAAACGGUCAGUAGAAAUGCAAUUUCAAUCUGCCAAUUACUUUGUGUUUUUCAGGUUCUCGGUCAUUGUUCUUGCCUAGUGGAUGUUUCAAGAGGAUUUGUGGAUGCUGCCAUAAGUUCUGCCUUUUAUGACAAUGUAGCAAUCUGAUUUUUGUGAUUCAUAUAUGUACGUACCAUCAUGCAGAAAUUUAUAGAUUUACUUCUUUGAUAUGAUUGAAACUUGUCAUGUUUCGACUUUCAAGUCA
Molecule: messenger RNA, 1534 nt
Organism: Erigeron canadensis
Lineage: Eukaryota; Viridiplantae; Streptophyta; Magnoliopsida; Asterales; Asteraceae
Product: SNF1-related protein kinase regulatory subunit beta-2
Exons: 4
Coding region: 354-1214 (286 amino acids)
Molecular function (GO): protein binding
Source: RefSeq, a predicted model, not a curated record